CACAUCCGGUUCUCUUUAGCGCCGGCCUCCCGGAUAUUGCCUCCUUUUCCCUUCUCCGAAGAUGGCGGACGAGAAGAAAGCAAAGAGGGUUCGGAAACGCCAUGCCAGCCGAAACCCUAUGCUGGUCCGGGGGAUCGGGAGGUAUUCCCGAUCGGCCAUGUACGCCAGGAAGGCCAUGUAUAAGCGCAAGUACAAGGCUCCAGAAACGAAGAUCGAAAAGAAAAAGCGAGAGAAGGAGCCGGCCACGAUCACGAAACCUGUCGGCGGGGAUAAGAAUGGUGGCAACAGGGUGGUCAAACUUCGCAAAAUGCCUAGGUACUACCCGACGGAGGAUGUUCCCCGUAAACUCCUGAGUCACGGCAAAAAGAACUUUGCCUUGCACAAGAGGAAGCUGCGGGCCUCCAUUACCCCGGGAACCGUCUUGAUUCUUCUCACCGGCCGCCACCGAGGCAAGCGUGUGGUCUUCCUGAAGCAGCUGGGGAGCGGGCUGUUGCUGGUGACCGGGCCGUUGGUCAUCAACCGCGUCCCGCUGCGGAGGGCCCACCAGAAGUUUGUCAUCGCCACCUCUACCAAGAUUGACAUCUCUAGCGUGAAAAUCCCCAAGCACCUUGGCGACCUUUACUUCAAAAAGAAGAGGCUACGCAAACCCAAGCACCAGGAGGGUGAAAUCUUUGAUACUGAGAAAGAGAAAUACGAGGUGACGGAGCGGCGCAAGGCCGACCAGAAGGCCGUGGACUCCCAGAUCCUCCCCAUCGUCAAGAAGACGCCUCAGCUCCGCGGGUACCUGCGGUCAACCUUUUCGCUCUCCAACGGCAUCUAUCCCCACAAAUUGGUUUUCUGAAUAAGCGCAGAGUAAAGCUUGGGCAAAACCG
Molecule: messenger RNA, 872 nt
Organism: Gekko japonicus
Lineage: Eukaryota; Metazoa; Chordata; Lepidosauria; Squamata; Gekkonidae
Gene: RPL6
Product: ribosomal protein L6
Exons: 7
Coding region: 62-841 (259 amino acids)
Biological process (GO): translation
Cellular component (GO): ribosome
Molecular function (GO): structural constituent of ribosome
Source: RefSeq, a predicted model, not a curated record